UUUYCCRUACCCCUGAGAAUCCUCCCACCCCAUCCCCAUGCACGAGCCAUGCAGCCAGGAGCAGGGAACCAUGUUUGGGGGUUCACCUCUGUGUCCUGCAUGGGGGUCCUGGAGAGCUGUGGGUAUUCUGAGCCACAUGCCAAGGGUCUCCCUGCCUCGGGCCAGCUGGUCCAGGACACAGAGCAGCCCUGGACCUCUUAUCUGCACUGAUCCCCCACAAUAACCCCCAAGGUUAUUGUCCUCUCCUCUGACAUUUGUCCUCUUCCCACCACGUUGUCCUCAUCUCAUGAGUUUGGCUMAUCUGUAGUCAAUAACCAAGGCCUGGCAUGGCCACACACAGGUGGUGUGGGGUUUUUUUCAGUCWGUACCACAAAUGGAUUUGUUGAUGAUGGUGUGUGAGCCCUCAGUGUGCCUCCCAUGCAGCAAGGUGAUGGAAGGGCAGCAUUUCAGKGAGAGCAGGGAGGGCAGCUGUUCUACAAAGCAUUUUUGAGUCUACAUUUGGGGAACCGUGUCCUGUUUUGGUCCCACCAUCACAAGAGAGAUGUUAACUAAAGUCCAGCCGAGGAUCAUGGUGAGGCAUUUAGGGGCAUGGAGCACAGGCUGCACCAUCACCGRCUGGAGCACAAACUCUGCUCAGAUGUGCACAGAGCAAGGAUAGGACAUGUCAGGCACAAAUUGCAGCAGAGAAAAUUCCAGCUGGACAUUAGGAAAAAUGGUUUAACUAUUAGUAUGGUUAGCCCAGGAAAUGGGCCCCAGAGAGAGGGGAACCUUCUCCCUGGAGGUUUUUAAAACUGGACAAGAUUUAGUCUGAUCUGGUUUUGAGACUAGCCCUGCUUUGAGCAAGAGUUGAAUGAGGUGAUCUCCAGAGAUCCAACCUGGUCUACCCUAAAUGCCUAGAGCUUUCCUAAUGUACUCUCUGCCCUGAUCGUCAGCUAAAGCCUCCUCACCAAAAGCCUCAUGAAUCAUCUCAGAAACUGCAAACCUGACCAAACCAGAUUGUUUCGAGCAGAAUAUGUCCCCCCACGUUUGCCUCCUGCUCCUUGUGCUUAGUAAACUCUCCUGGGGAGAAACCAUGUUCUUGGUCUAUGUUAGGACCAUAUCCUGGUCCAUAAUGAGGCAUAACAGGGCUUACAGAAAUACAGGAAGGUUUUAAUCCUUAGGAAACCCUGCCUGACUCUUCACCUUCUCCCUGUCUGCUCAUGGUGUGUUGCUUUCAAGGUGGUGAGGUCCAAGGGCAGCUUCUUCUCAUCUUCUGUGGAGGGAGCAGUAUCAAACCCUGGAGAAUUUCAGCCGUGCUGCAGCUUCUGGACUCUGCAGGGAGGUGACAAAGGGGAUUUUCUGCCGUCAUCUGUUCCCAAUUACGUGGUUUCAGGGAGCUCCUUGGCCCGUUUCCACUGCAAUCCGUCAGCCCCCAAGCCCACGCCACUGGGAGGUGGGGCCUCAUGGUGGUGGUAGUGGCCAGAGCACGGAGCAUCACCCUCACAGGAGCUGCUGUGAAGGGACAGUGCAGACCCCACUCUGCUCUGCUCUGCUCUGCUCUGCUCUGCUGGGGACAGGCUGGCCCUCGGUGGAUGUGCCACAAUGACCGUGAAGAAGACUCAGGCUCUGCAGAAUGGAAGUGCCAAGGAGAACGUGCUGCAGAGGGUGCUGCAGCUGCCCGUGGUGAGCUCCACCUGCGAGAGCCUGCAGAGAACCUACAGCAGCACCAAGGAGGCGCACCCGCUGAUGGCCUCGGUGUGCCAGGUGUACGAGCGGGGCGUGCAGGGCGCCGGUGCCCUGGCCAUGUGGGGCAUGGAGCCCGUGGUGCGCCGCCUGGAGCCGCAGUUCGCUGUGGCCAACAGCCUGGCUUGCCGGGGCUUGGACCACCUGGAGGAGAAGAUCCCUGCCCUCCACUACCCCGUCGACAAGCUCGCAUCUGAACUGAAGGACACCAUCUCCUGCCCCCUGCAAAGUGCCAAAAGCACCAUUGGCAGCUCCAUGGAUAAGAUCAUAGAGCUGGCAGCAGAGGGCUAUGAGGCCACCAAGAGCACAGUGGAAACAACAGCCAAGUACACGAGGAGGAACUCGGUGACCCAGAUGGCAGCUGCAGGGGUCGACACGGCCCUGGGAGGGCUGGAGAAGCUGAUGGAAUACCUGCUGCCGGAGGAGGAUGAAGAAGCAGAUCAGAAGCCCAAAAAGAAACAUCUGUCAACACCAAAGGUCUCCCAGCAGCAGCCCAGUGCUCCCAGUGCUUCCAGUGCUCCCAGUGCUCCCAGAGCUCCCAGUGCUCCCAGCACUCCCAGAGCUCCCAGUGCUCCCAGUGCUCCCAAGGCUCCCAGCACAGCCAGCACUCGCAGCGCUCCCAGCACUCGCAGCACUCCCAGCACUCACAGCAUUCCCAGUGCUCCCAGUGCUCCCAGUGCUCCCAGUGCUCCCAGCACCCUGGGCCGGAUUGGUGCUUUGGUCAGCACCGUGUCCCACCGCGCUUACCAGCAAACCACGCAAAGCCUCCAGCGUGCCAAAACCAAAGGGCAGGAGCUGGCCUCCUGGAUCCCCAUCGUGGGCAGGCUGGCCAAGCCGAGGGUCACCCCCCAGACCCGCAGUGACCGGCAGGGCAGCACCGGCUGGCUGAGCUGGCAGCCCAGCAAGGCACCGCCACAGAAACAGGAGAAGGCAGGCAAGAAAGACACCAACCACACCAAGGCAGGGCAGGAGCCSGGGCUGGUGGGCAGCGUGGCUCACAACCUGCAAACCGCCUGCGCCUCCGGCAUCUCCAGCGUCAAGAAGGUGCCGGCCGUGGCCUGGGAUGCGGCAGAGGGGUUCAUCCUCUUCACCCCCCGCAGGCUGUCCAGGGCCAUGGAGACAGUGGAUGCUCUGGGGGGGACCCUCGUCAGUGCCCCUAAGCAUCUGCUGGGCACCCUGUACAGCUACGUGCCGCUCCGCAGACAGUCGGUGAAGGAAGAAGAAGCAUCCAGGGGCAACAAGACCAACCAGGAGAAGAAAGAGAAGAAGGAGGAGGAGGAGGAGGAGGAGGCCAAGCCCGCUGCCCCCUCCAGCGAGGAGAAAUCGCAGCUGAGGAGUGACUGGCGGCUGUACCGCGGCCACCACCCCCUGUCCUUCCUGGGGCUCGAGGACCCGCUCUUCCUGCGGCACAGCUACUACCGCAGCCCUGCCUUCGACCCCGAGUACCCCUUCCCACGGAAAUCCGCCUUCUCCCCCUACAACCGGCGCGUCAGCGAGGGCUCCUACCGCUUCAGCCCCGAGUCCGUGUACAGCCGCGCCUACUACGGCAACUUCUACAGCCCCGUCUUCAAGAAGGACUGAGCCAGCGUGGGGACAGGCACUGCCAGCCCCUCUCAAAUCCCCGCAGCACGCUUAGCCUGGCCCCUGCCAGCUGCCCACACGCACCCCUGUUCCCAGACAGGAGCUUCAUGUGGUACACAGGCCAUGGGAUGGCUUUGUUCUGAGCACCAGGAUGGGGGAAUAACGGCAACCAAAAGCCCUGCUGUUGGAAAGGUGGGACUAGGAGGGUGAAGGAGAUGGGGAAAGAGUGGUGAGAYCAGAAGAAAGGGACAGCCAGGGCUGGCACUAGGCUACCUUGGACCCUGCGCAGCGGACAGAGUGAAUUUAGGUGGGCUAGACAUUGAGAACAGCACAGAGAGAGCAGGGAGGACAGCAAAGCUGUCAAACAUCACCACAGCAAGCCUGUUUCCCCAUCCUUCCUCCCUYCAUCCCCCCUCACAUCUGUCCCUGGCCACAGAUUGCUCCUCCAUGGAGGGGCUGAGCAUCCCCACCAACSAGCAGGAUUCAUGAGCGGGAUAUCCCUGGGUACUUCCCUCCCAGCUGGUGGUGGGAUGGAUGUUGGGGUCAGGAAAAAGGCUGGUGAGAACAGCCUUUUGGAGCUCCUGGAGCCCCUCUCCCACAGGAUGGCCUGGCUUCCCACACCUCGUUGUAUCUGCUGCAACAAUAAAGCUGCAAUCACAA
This is a messenger RNA of Malurus melanocephalus (red-backed fairy wren), 3963 nucleotides long. It is a transcript of the gene PLIN1, whose product is annotated as perilipin 1. The record is from RefSeq and is a predicted model, not a curated record. Bases 1582 to 3303 code for a protein of 573 amino acids. The transcript has 9 exons. Gene Ontology annotation, cellular component: lipid droplet. Lineage: Eukaryota; Metazoa; Chordata; Aves; Passeriformes; Maluridae. Gene Ontology annotation, biological process: lipid metabolic process.